Cajanus cajan (pigeon pea) is the source of this 1861-nucleotide messenger RNA. RefSeq names its product protein IQ-DOMAIN 5. Lineage: Eukaryota; Viridiplantae; Streptophyta; Magnoliopsida; Fabales; Fabaceae. The record is from RefSeq and is a predicted model, not a curated record. Gene Ontology annotation, molecular function: protein binding.
CUUAUGUAUUUUAUUGUUUUCCACCGAAACUAAUUGCAGAGUGUGUCAGUGAGAGAGAGAGAGAGAGUUUGUGUGAAUGAGAACUCGGCAUUUGACUCAGUGAAUUAGCUCAGUGACAAUCUCUCUUUCUAUGAGUUUCAGGUUUGUGCUAGAUUGAGAUAAAGUGAAUUUGCUCUCACUAUGGGUGUCUCAGGGAAGUGGAUUAAGGCAUUGGUGGGUCGAAAGAAAUCAGAAAAGCCAGACUCGUUAGAGAAGGAUGGGAUUGGAAAUAAGGUUAGCAAGUAUCGUGAUCAGAAAAAGCAUUCUGUCGAAUUUGAUGAUGGUAAACUUCCUAACGAAUUUGAUAGUGAUGCUACUCAACCUACUGGAGACAACAAUGGACAUACAAACACUGAUGCACAUUGCUCACCUUCUACCUCACAACAAGCACAUGAUGCCGAUCAUAAUCAUCAAAAUAGGCAGGAAUGGGCUGCAAUACGCAUUCAAACAGCAUUUCGAGGAUUUCUGGCCAGAAGAGCACUACGAGCUUUGAAAGGAGUGGUAAAACUUCAGGCCCUUGUAAGAGGCUAUGCAGUGAGAAAACAAGCUGCAAUAACACUCCGUUGCAUGCAAGCUCUGGUAAGGGUUCAGGCUCGAGUUCGGGCAAGGCAUGUUCGCAUGUCAUUGGAAACUCAAGCAGCACAACAGAAACUUCAGCAAAAGCUUCCAAACAAAGUUCAAGUUCGAGAAAUAGAAGAAGGAUGGUGUGAUAGUGUAGGAUCUGUUGAAGAAAUUCAGACUAAAAUAUUGAAGAGGCAGGAGGCUGCAGCAAAACGUGAGAGAGCCAUGGCAUAUGCUUUAGCUCAUCAGUGGCAGGCAGGAUCAAGGCAACAGCCUGUUUCCUCUGGAUUUGAACCAGAUAAAAGUAGCUGGGGUUGGAAUUGGUUGGAAAGAUGGAUGGCUGUCCGUCCUUGGGAGAAUCGCUUCGUUGACAUUAAUCUGAGGCAUGGAUUAAUGAUGCAUGAAAAUGGAGCUAAGGAUGGUCAAAAUGGAACAGCACAUCAGUUAAGACCUGCUAACAAUAACAAGAAACCAUUUUCAUCGAACUUGCAUCCGCUCCCUGCAAGUCAGAGAACUGGUCCCAUUCUUUCCAAUGGAUGUGAUUCUUCACCUGCACCAAGUAAGUCAGCAGGUUCGGUAGAAACAUCAGACACACAGCCUGUCAAGCCAAAUUUUAAAGCAGAUGUUGAAAAUGUUGUUGAAGAAGCUAACUUAAAACCUGGAAUUCAAUCAAGAUCUCAUUCAAACCCCAAGGAAAGAACAUCACAGGCAGAUAAGAAGGCCAAAAAUCGAUUAUCUCUGCCAAACAAUGGGAGUGGUCCUAGAUCUCAAACAACCAGACUUCCUAUUGGAACUAAUGUGAAAGGGACGCUAAGCACACAAAAAGCUGGCAGGGAUAAGCCUAAGCCCAAUAGAGGAAAAGAUGUGAAUAUUACAAAACCAGUUCCAUAGCUCAAUGGAAGAGAGGAUGUGAAUAAUACACGGGUAUGCAUUUUCGAGAAUCCCAAAUAAGGGAAAUUAUUCUAUUCUCCAUUGAUAUAUGGCCAUUUGUCGUUCUGUACAUAUAAUGGCUUUGUACUAAGUUCAUCCAUAAAGACGCUGAUAUGAUUUUAUGGAUGAGAUUGGCAUGGGGUGUGAUGGGAAUCAAAUUUGCUUGCUUGCUACAUGUCUGUUGUAAUUAUGCAAUAUUUGUUGUGGUUAGUCAUAAAAAAAGAAUGUUGGUUAUGCGACAACAUGAUGUAUUUAUAUUCAAAUGUGCACUUUUCGAUGUAUGAUUGCCUUCCUCUUCAUUUUAUGCAAGUUGCCAGCUAUUCUUGAGUGA